UUAAUAACAAUUUUUUUCGAAAUAAGCAUAUGAUUUAUUUGUCAUGUUAUCUUAUAAUUAACGCGAGCGAUACAUUGGUUUUUAUUUGUAUUAGAAUCAAAAAACCACCCCAAUGGAAAAAGCGCUUUACUUAAGGUUUGCUGGAGACGCUGCGCUUCUACUGUUGACGAUUAUUCUGAGUUUCACAGUGAGUUAUUUAUUAAAGUGUCAACCAAAGGGGAUAAAUUGUGCUGACAUUUCGAUUCAAAAGAGGUACAAACCCCCGUUUAUAUCCGAAUUUUAUUUAAACUUAGCUUUUGGUUUAUUUUCGUUUAUUUUUCUGAUGGCAUGCGAAUUAUCCACGUUCCCAUGGAAGGAUACAAUAGAACCAAAGAAGAUAGCCAUAAUGAAAACAUACACUAUUGUGUCAGUUUUUACUUUCGGCAUGUUUGCCCAAUCAGCGUUUGUGACCUUUCUGCAGAUAUUUACGGGAGAACCUCGGCCUCAUUUUUUAUUCGUGUGUAAACCAAAUGAAUACUGCGCCUUGGUAGAUUUUAAUUACAUCCCAAAAUUCACAUGCACUGGGGAUGCCAGUCUCGUUAAAACUGCAAGGCAGUCUUUUCCAUCUUCUGUUGCUGCAAGAUCCUCGUUGUCGAUGGUAUUUCUAAGCAUUUACGUCCAUUCAAAGUUCAGCUGCGAAAGAACACCCUAUGGUAAAUGCCUUCUGCAAGCAAUAUUCACAACGUCCUCGCUGUUAGCGUCCAUACAACUUGUUAGUGACAACAUGAACCACUGGAGAGACAUUUAUUCUGGAAUAGCAAUGGGAACAUGUUCUGCCACUUACUUAGCUUACUCCCUCAAAUGGUUCAAGACUGAAAAAUUAGAUGUUAGCGAUCUUCUUGUCGAGAGUGAUCAGUGAUAAAUUCAGCAGCAUUCACAAUAAACUGUAUUUACCAAGAAAAAAAUUAAAUAACAAAUUAUUUUGUUUAAAAAUAGAAUACUUUCCAAAUUAACACAGCAAACAUUUUUUUCAAUUGCGGCAAUCUAACAAAUCUUCGACAUCUUAAUAUGUGGUCGAGUGAAAGUAAAUACAAUUAAUAAACAAAAACAAAUACCAACAAUAUUGUGCAUCACAUGAUUUUCAGAGGAAGAAAUCUCAAUAUUUAAACUAUUAUGUAAACUUCAAACAUUUGUGUUACUUUUUAUAUAAUUUAUAGUUUUAGCUUUUAAUUC
Molecule: messenger RNA, 1212 nt
Organism: Cimex lectularius (bed bug)
Lineage: Eukaryota; Metazoa; Arthropoda; Insecta; Hemiptera; Cimicidae
Product: phospholipid phosphatase-related protein type 5-like
Exons: 1
Coding region: 113-898 (261 amino acids)
Biological process (GO): phospholipid dephosphorylation; signal transduction; phospholipid metabolic process
Molecular function (GO): phosphatidate phosphatase activity
Source: RefSeq, a predicted model, not a curated record